AGUCCCAAGGGGGCAGGGCCGCGCGAUCCAGCCCGGGAACCAUAGGCAGCGCAAAGGCCUCUGGGAAACCACCCUUCCUCCUCCUCCAAUUUCGAACAUUUUCCGGCCUUUUCUGCCUAGCCAGCUAAGCAUCCUCCUGUGCACUUCUCUUAAAGAAUGGAGGCGGUAACAUUCAAGGAUGUGGCUGUGGACUUCACCAGGGAGGAGUGGCGCCUCUUGGCCCCUCCCCAGAAGGAGCUGUACAAGGAGGUGGUGCUGGAGAAUAUCCGGAACCUGCUCUCUGUGGGGCUUCUAGCACCCCCAGAAGAUGUGAUCUCUUAUUUGGAGCAGAGGGAAGCACCAUGGAUGCUGGAGCAGGAAGGCCUGAGGAGCUGCUGUCCAGGUGAGAUCAUACCUGAAAUGAAAGUGACUACAACAGAAGUGAGAUUUUCUGUGGAAGAACCUGAGAAACAAAAAUUCAUGAGUGAUGAUCUGGAUAAUUUAGCUUGGAGAGAAUCCUGUGUUGAAUUACAAAAUUCAUCCCUCCCUGAACAUCAAAGAAUGAACUCAGUGGAAAUGUCCCAUGAAUAUAAUCAGUGUGGAAAGACUUUUAUGUACAGUGUCAGUCUUGUUGGACAUCAGAGAAUCCACAGUGGAGCAAAACCUUAUGAAUGCAAGCAAUGUGGAAAGACAUUCAGUUGGAGCUCCCGACUUGUUUUACAUCAGAGAAUCCACACAGGUGAGAAACCUUAUGAAUGCAAGCAAUGUGGAAAGACAUUCAGUCAGAACUCUAAACUUGCUGUACAUCAGAGAAUUCACACUGGGGAAAAACCUUAUGAAUGCAAGCAAUGUGGAAAGGCUUUUAGUCGGAGCUCCAAUUUUAUUGUACAUGAGAGAGUCCACACCGGAAAGAAACCGUAUGAAUGCAAGCAAUGUGGGAAGACAUUCAAUCGGAGCUCUGGUCUUACUUCACAUCUGAGAACUCACAGUAAGGAAAAACCUUAUGAAUGCAAGCAAUGUGGAAGGAAAUUCACUUCUAGCUCCACUCUUGCUCACCAUCGGAGAAUCCACACUGGAGUGAAACCUUAUGAAUGCAAGCAAUGUGGAAAGACUUUCAGUUGGAGCUCCCGACUUGCUUUACAUCAGAGAAUCCACACUGGUUUGAAACCUUAUAAAUGCAAGCAAUGUGGAAAGACAUUCAGUUGGAGUUCUAAACUUGCUGUACAUCAGAGAAUCCACACUGGUGAGAACCCUUAUGUUUGCAAGCAGUGUGGAAAGACAUUUAGUCAGAGCUCCAAUCUUGUUGUGCAUCAGAGAAUUCACACGGGGAAGAAACCUUAUGAAUGCAAGCAGUGUGGAAAGACAUUCAGUCAGAGCUCCCAUCUUGCAGUACAUCAGAGAAUCCACACUGGGGAGAAACCUUAUGAAUGUAAGCAGUGUGGAAAAACAUUCAGUCAGAGCUCCAAUCUUGCUGUACAUCAGAGAAUCCACACAUGAAUAACAUAUGAAAUUAAUGUAAGAUGAUAUUCAAAAAACUCUAAUGUAUAUCUCAACAUCAGAAAAUUUGAACUGGGACGAAACCUUAUGAAUGCAAGCAAUGCGGUAAGGCAUUCAUAGGGAGCUCCACUUUUGCUCUACAGAAGAGAAAUUGUGGAUUUUCGCAUAGAACUCUGAACUUGCUUUAAGAUUAGGUGCAAAUGGGCAUAUGAUUUAUAUUCAAAGUGCAAUACCCUAAAUAAAGGUAGCAAUGAUAGUUUACGUUUUUGAUCAAUUUAUUGACAAGGGGGAAAUUUGUGACCAAAAUAGAAAUAGAUAACAAUAGAUGUAACAUAGUUCAUAUUUAGUAUGUUAAAUUCAAAAUUUUUUUCUCAAAACAAAGCUAAUACAACCAAAGUUAAAAGUUAGAAACAAUUAUCGUUUGCUUUAAAACAAUGUCCAACUAAACACCUAAUAUUCUAAUGAUUCUAAUAACAGUAUCAAAUGCUUAAAUCAUAUAAUGCCAUCUAAAUCUAAUGAGGAGCUAAUUCAGUAAGGUAAUAAUGUCUUAACUCUAUAGAAAUUAUUUAAAAAGUAAAGUUGUUUUGUCCAAAUCUAUGAAGAAAAAUUAAAUGAUAACAAAUGAUGUUGUGAAUUUGAA
Molecule: messenger RNA, 2116 nt
Organism: Monodelphis domestica (gray short-tailed opossum)
Lineage: Eukaryota; Metazoa; Chordata; Mammalia; Didelphimorphia; Didelphidae
Source: RefSeq, a predicted model, not a curated record